This is a messenger RNA of Amphiprion ocellaris (clown anemonefish), 2198 nucleotides long. It is a transcript of the gene oatx, whose product is annotated as organic anion transporter X. Gene Ontology annotation, biological process: transmembrane transport. Gene Ontology annotation, molecular function: transmembrane transporter activity. Bases 129 to 1871 code for a protein of 580 amino acids. Gene Ontology annotation, cellular component: membrane. The record is from RefSeq and is a predicted model, not a curated record. NCBI's taxonomy places the organism in Eukaryota, Metazoa, Chordata, Actinopteri, Pomacentridae. The transcript has 16 exons.
UCCGUCACUCCAGCCAUCCCUCCGUCUAUCCGUCCGUCCGUCCGUCCGUCCAGUCGACCAGCAGCCUCCAGACUGCUGGGUUCUGAUGAGGUUCGGGUCCUAAGAAUCGUCCUGCUAUUGAUGCUGAGAUGGGCUUUGCUGACCUGCUGGAAGAGGUGGGCGGCUUUGGCAGGUACCAGUGGCUUCAUGUGACUCUGAUCAGUUUUCCUGGUCUGAUGAUGGCCAGUCAGAACCUACUGAACAACUUCAUCUCAGGAAUGCCCGCCCACCACUGCAGCCUGCCGACCAAUCACAGCCUUCACAACCUGUCGCUGUUCUACCAGGUGGAGGAGCAGCAGCUGCUCAGGGUGUUUAUUCCUCCAGAUUCUUCAGGAAGUCGUCUGGACCGCUGCAGGAGGUACGUGGAGCCUCAGUGGCAGCUCCUGGCCGCUAACAGCUCGGCUAACCUUAGCCAGCUGCCAACCGAAGGCUGUUUGGAUGGAUGGACCUUCGACCGCUCCGAGUUUCUGUCCACGACCAUCUCCGAGUGGGGUCUAGUCUGCUCCCUCCGUCCUCUCAAACAGAUGAUUCAGACCAUCUAUAUGGGCGGAGUUUUAACAGGUGCCAUCGUCUUCGGUGGCCUGUCAGACAGGUUUGGACGUAGGUCUGUCCUGAUCUGGUCGUACCUGCUGCUGGCCGUGCUGGGCUGUAGCUCCGCCCUCUCUCCAUCUUACUCCGCCUACUGCAUCUUCAGGUUUCUGAGUGGGAUGGCGGUUUCUGGAAUCAUCCUCAACGGCGUCUCACUGAAGGUGGAGUGGAUCCCAACCAAAUCCAGGACUAUAGUGGGCACGCUCACCUCCUUCUUCUUCACCUUUGGUCAGAUGAUCCUGGCGGGGCUUGCCUAUUGGCUGAGAGACUGGAGGAAGCUGCAGGUGGUCGUCUGCGCCCCUCAGUUCCUGUUCUUCACCUACAGCUGGUGGUACUCAGAGUCGGCUCGUUGGUUGGUUCUGAACCGUCGGUCAGAGGAGGCCUUAAAGACUCUACACCGAGUUGCUCGAAUAAACGGAAAACCAGAAAUGGUCAACAAACUAACGAUGGAGGUGCUCCACUCUCACAUGAGUAAAGAGAUCGAGUCGAGUCAUUCAUCGUUCACAGCAUUCGACCUGUUGAAGACCAGAGGGAUGAGACGCAUCUCCAUCUGUCUGAUCGCCGUGUGGUUCUCCACUAGUUUUGCCUACUAUGGUUUGGCGAUGGACUUGCAGAAAUUCGGGGUGAGUAUUUACCUGAUGCAGAUCAUCUUUGGAGCUGUAGAUUUUCCUGCCAAACUCUUUGCUCUGGCCACGCUCAGCUUCCUGGGGAGGCGGGUCUCCCAGGCGGGCUGCCUCUUUCUGUCCGCCGCCAUCAUCUUCGCCAACAUCUUCGUCCCAUCAGACAUGCAGACUGUCAGGACGGUCCUGGCCUGCCUGGGUAAAGCCUUCACGUCGGCCUCCUUCACCACCGUCUACCUGUACACCGGAGAACUCUACCCCACCAUCAUCAGGCAGACGGGAAUGGGCUUCGUGUCCACCUUUUCGAGAGUCGGCAGCAUGGCGGCCCCCGCUGUUCUGAUCCUGGAUGAGGUACUCCCUGCUCUGCCCAGUCUGGUGUAUGGAGGCGCAGCGGUGCUCGCCGGCUGCUUCGCCUGCUUCCUGCCCGAGACUCUCAAUAUGCCACUACCUGACACCAUCGAGGACGUGGAGGAGAAAUGGUCUGGGAGAAGCUCUGCCUCUGGACAAAAAGAGGGCGUGUCCCUAAAGAAGGGCAUGGUCUGCACUGAUGGACUGAUGCCAGACGAGGGCGUGGCUUUGAAAGAGCUAAAGGAAACAGAAGGGAGUGGCCUCAAUGCCCUCUGAACAAUCAGAUUACACCGCAUCAUGUCAGAACAAAUGGUAACUGAAGAGAAGCUUGACCAAUCAGACAGUGGGAGUCAUUAGGUUUUAAACAGUUCAGUGAAAAGUUUUGCUUAUCUGUUGCAGAAAAUAAGUAAUCAAUAAAUGCAGGUGUUAGAUGAUGGAUUGAUCAGGAAGCUCCUGUUUUUAAUGAGUAAUCAAUAAUCAAUAAAGCGGCUGAAUGUGAUUGUAACAUCAGAGAACUGUUCUGAUCUUUAGCUAUUUUAUAUGAAGUGUCACAAUAUGAGAACAAAGACUGUGGUCAUUAAUAAAGACAUUGAUUCAUUCUGA